ACUUUACCUAUUUGUGCUCUGCAUCGAUGUUUUUACGUCAUUCGUUGUAUCUAUGUACCUGUUUGUGCAUAAUUGUGCUUAUUAUGUUCAAGUACGAUCGAAUUAUACUGUUUGAUCGUUUCUGUGUUCGUUUUUUAUUCGUACAAUUUUUUAUCGUGUAUAUUCACGAAACAAUGGUCCUCCGAGCCGGAUAUCUAAUUUCCGGGAACAAUUUAAUUCGUAAAUUUUCGUAAAAAUUUGUCGUUUUGGUGUUCGUUUUGGACCAAAUAUGGUCAAGUUUUCGCAAGAAAAAUCGCAUUCGUAAGUUGAACUGAUUAUUUUCAUUCGUAAUUCGAAAUUUAUUCGUUAUUAUCGUUCGUUCAUCCUGAAUAAUUCGAAAGUUUAUUCGUUAUUAUCGUUCGUUUCAUCAUGUCGGCUGAAAUUGAGAAGAAGAAGAAAAGUUUGACUCGAGAAAAAAGGGUAAUCACGUUGGGUUUGACCAGAGAUGCUGCCACCGUCUCAAGUUUAUUAUCCCAGAACCCUUCCUCUACAGUAGUGAAUCAACUCCAUGCCUACAUGGACUCAUGGAAAGAUAGCCUUGGAAAGUUGAAAUUAAUCGAUGACCAAUUUAUGGAUCUUAUCGACGAUAACAAAACCAUCGAAGAAAUCACUGCUGAAGAGGUGAAAAUUCUUCACGAUUACGAGACUUGGCGAACCAACUUUCACAAAAACGUGGGUAAGGUGAAAACAUUCGAGUCAAAAAUUACUCCAACGUCACCACAACCUCAAACUACUCGUCGUUCGACCAAUUUGUUCGAUAAUACGUUGGUGAAUCCCAUCUUGAAACUUCAAGAUAUUCCAGUGCCACUAUUCGAUGGCAAUUACGCUUCGUUUCCUGAUUGGUGGGCAGAAUUUUCUUCGAUGAUCGAUUCCAACGAAACCUUCGAUAAUUUUCAAAAACUCUUUCUGCUCAAGUGGUGCAUGGUUGGUAAAGCAGAAAAGUUGCUAAAAGAUAUCGGUAAUGGUGGUGAAGUUUACCAAUCCACCUUGGCAGAUUUAUAUAAGGAAUUUUUUAAUCGUCGUCGUAUUAUUUCCGAGCAUUUUGCCAACUUAUUCGACUUGCCACCAAUCAAAAAUUCUACAAUUCGUGAUAGUGUAGAUUUAGUUCGAAGGUGUUUACGUGGGUUGCGAGUAUGUGGAUUAGAACCGGAAAAAAUGUCUCCAAUGGUCGCUUUUUGGGUCGCGAAAAAACUGCCAGACAACCUUCGCCGAGACUGGGAAAAUCAGAACCAUGAUUUUUCCACAUAUCCCUCAUUCGAAUCUAUGGCAACCUUUUUGAUCAAUCGGAGUUUUGCGGUGGAAACCAGUGUUGAUAAACCAGAGAAAGAAAAGCCAAAUUCGAGUUCCAGUGUUGGCGGAAAAUCUGUCAAGGGCAAUAAAGGUUCGUCUGUUCCAGAAAAAAGAUCGUUCGUCGCUUCGCCAACCUCUCCAGCCCCUCCAAAGUGCAUUUUAUGUGAUGAAGUGCACUACCUGAAUCAAUGUCGCAGCUUUUUAAGCAAGAAUGUUUCGGAAAGGUUUGAAAUUGUAAAAUCGUAUAAAUUAUGUUUGAAAUGUUUUAAUGCUAAUCAUACUGUGUCGAAUUGUAAAUGGAAAAAUUGUAAUCGUUGUCGUGGUAAUCAUAAUACGUUGCUACAUAGGGAAUAUUCGUCCGGGUCUGUUGGUGGAAAUGGACAAAAUUUAGGUUCGAAUUUGUCUCAUUCUGGUGCUAAUAAUGGUCCAACUGGACAAAGUGGUUCUACUGGGUCAACAGGUCAAAAUGUUCCUCCUAGUGGCCAACAAGGGUCAAUUGCUAUGACAAAUUGUGCUUUGUCAUCGAAUAAGACUGUAUUUUUGUCAACUGCAGUAGUGAAAAUUCAAGGCCCAAAGGGUAUCGAAAAGGGAAGAAUUUUUUUUGAUCAGGGUUCGGAAGUUUCGUUAGUGACUAGGGAAUUUUGCAAUCGUGCGAAAUUGAAUUUAACUCGUUCGGAAGAGCCUACUGUCUUGUUUGGCAUCCAUAAUGACUCAAAAACUUUGGAAUAUGGUACUCAAUUUGUGAUAAAAUCUCGUCUGUCUGAUUUUAGUAUUGCUGUUUCAGCAGAAGUAGUUGAUAAAAUACCCUAUAGUGUAAAUCGAAGUGAUGUGAAAAGUGUUUUGGGCAAUUUUCCUUAUCAAUUUGCCGAAUCAUUAGAUUUACCUUAUAAUACGGUUGAUGUACUUUUAGGCAGUGAAUAUGUUGAGUUCGUUUUGAAGGAGAAACGUUACUUCUUUGAAGGGAUAUGCCUUAGAGAUUCUCAUUUCGGAUUUGUUAUCUCCGGUUCUGCUAGAAAAACUACAUUUUUUUCAGAAAAAGCUUCGUUCAGUUCUUUUUGUGGUUUGUCUAAUAAUGAAUUAUCAGAUCAAUUUGAUCGUUUUUGUCGUAUAGAAAAUAUUUCAGAUCUCGAUGAAACAAAAAAUGAAACUAUCGUAGAACAUCGUUUAAUUCGUGAACAUUUUGAUAAAACCUACUCUCGUGACGAAAAUGGUAGAUUUAUAUUGCGCCUACCUAUUAAACCUACAGUAGUAAAUUUGAAAGGGUCGUUUCAUAAAGCUAAGAUUAUGUUGUUAAAAUCUGAGCGUCGUAGGUCUGAAUUAAUUCGUAAAGCAUAUUGUACUUUCAUGUCCGAAUAUGAACAUUUGAAUCAUACGUCGAAAUUGAAUAAUUUUAAUGGUAAUUGUGAUACUGAUAAUGUCUAUUAUAUUCCUCACCACAUCGUAAAGAAAGAAACUAGCUCGACAACGAAAUAUCGAGUCUUUUUCAACGCUUCUAGUAAAGACGAGUCGAAUACCUCGUUAAAUGACCAUUUAUAUGAUGGUCCUGUUAUUCAGCCAGAGCUUUUUACCAACGUUAUUUGCUUUCGUGAUUUUAUUAUCGCAUUUGCAGCUGAUAUCGAACAUAUGUAUCAUCAAAUUUUAAUGCAUGUCGAAGAUCGAAAAUACCAACGAAUCAUUUGGCGUUACAAUAGGUCCGAUCCUAUUGAAACUUGUGAAUUGAACACGUUAACGUAUGGCACAAAACCUGCCGCGUUUUUGGCUACGUAUUGUUUGGAAAAAGUAGGUAUCUCAAUUCAUGAAAAAUCUCCUCAUGCUGCUAAAUCUAUUCGUUCUCAUUUUUAUAUCGAUAAUUUAAUGACAGGCGCUGAUAGUGUUGAGGAAGCUAUUGAGCUACAAAAAAUUAUACACAAUACGUUGCAAAAUUUUGGAUUUCCUUUGAGAAAAUACAUGAGCAAUUCAACUGAAGUUUUGAAACAAAUUGAUUCGUCGUUAAUCGAGCCGCUAAAUUCUCGUAUUUUAGGCGGAGAUUCGUUCAUUUAUGUACUCGGUUUAGUGUGGUGUCCGAUACCAGACACUUUGCAUGUAAUGCUAAAUCUAGAUACGUUACCUAAGCAGAUAACGAAACGAAUAAUGUUGUCCGAUGUAUCGAAGGUAUUUGACGUACUCGGCAUGUUAUCACCUGUUACUGUGAAGGCUAAAAUUUUGUUGCAAGAAUUAUGGCGAAUCGCGAUUGAUUGGGACGAUCCGAUAUCGUCAGAAAUCGAAAAUGAAUUUUUGGCUUAUCGUUUGGAAUUGGAAAAGUUGAAAAAUUUCUCUGUACCUCGGUUGUAUUGCUCUAAUGAUGAUAUCGUUUCGAAGCGUCUCAUUGGUUUUUCUGACGCGUCUACGCGUGCUUAUGCUGCUGUAGUGUACAUACAAUGUGUUGAUAAUUUCGGUAAUAUUAUCAACUCGUUCGUUUGUGCUAAAACACGUAUCAAACCGCUCAAGGAAAAUAAUAUACAUCGUUUGGAAUUACUUGGAGCGCUUUUAUUAGCUAAUUUAUUGAAUCGUAUUUGUAAUGACUUGAAAUUUGAUCGUUCGAAAAUGUUUGCCUUUUGUGAUUCUCAAGUUACUUUGUGUUGGAUUAAUCAUCCUAUCUCAAAAUUAAAACAGUUCGUUUCGAAUAGGGUGGAAAAAAUUACAGCAAUAAUACCAAGUAAUCGUUGGUAUUAUAUUGAUACAAAAAGCAAUAUCGCUGACUUGGCAACUCGCGGCAUUUCUGCUGAAAAUUUAUUGAAAAAUAAUUCGUGGCUAAAUGGUCCAACAUGGUCUGACAAUGAUUUUAAAACUAUCACCUCGACAUCGUUCAAAAGUACUGAAAAGGUACUUGAAACAUAUGAUAUGUUGAUAUGCUUUAACGUGAUCGCUAAUGAAGUCAUUCCACUGUUGAUUUUGAAUCGAAAUUCGUCUUUUUUGAAAAGCAUUGGUGUUAUGGCCUAUGCAAUUCGUCUUUUAAUUAACGUAACCACGAUUAAAGAUAAAUUUGUGAACAGUUUGAUCGAAGUUCCAAAGACCAAAUUACUAACAUACUAACCCUCGAAGAACGUGAUAUUGCUUUGCAUGUGCUUAUUCAUUUUGCUCAAAUGGAACAUUUUCGAAAAGAGUACAUUGCUCUCAUUAAUCAAAAACCAAUUUCGAAACGUAGUCCUUUACUUUCGUUGAAUGCUAAAAUUUUUCUUCAAAGGGAUAAUCUGAUUCGCGUAAGUGGUCGUUUAGAGGCCUCAAACUUUUCCUUUGAAUUGAAACAUCCUAUUAUUUUGUCGAAAAAUUCUCGUUUUCUGGAACUUUUUAUUGAGCAUAUUCAUCGAAAAUAUUUUCAUGCCUCAAAAUCGUUUUUAUUGAAUUUUGUUCGUAGCAAAUUUUGGAUCGUCGGAGGUGGGUCCUCAAUCAUAAAAAAGGUGCUUCGAAAAUGCAUCCUUUGUACUCGUGAAAAUGUUACUCAAGUUCGUCAAAUUAUGUCUGAUUUACCUCGCGAACGUGUUACUAUUUCAAGGCCAUUUACUACUACUGGUGUGGACUUCUCAGGCGCAUUUCAAGUGAAAUGCACAAACCAUCGUUCGACAAAAUUUAAUAAAGUAUAUGUUUGUUUUUUCGUCUGUUUCGUUUCACGUGCUGUGCACAUAGAAUUGGUUGAAGACAUGACGACUGAGUCAUUCCUUGCUGCUCUUGAACGUUUCGUAAGUCGACGCGGACUUCCUAACACCAUUUAUUCAGAUAAUGGUUCAAUUUUUAUCGGUGCCUCGAAUGUCUUAUCACAUUCUCAAAAAUUGUUAAAUUUCGCGAAUCUAAAUUCGAUUCGUUGGCGUUUUAUUGCUCCGCGAAGUCCACAUCAGGGUGGUAUUUGGGAGGCUGCAGUUAAGGCCGGAAAAGCUUGCCUGUUGAAAGCUAUUGGUAACCAAACGUUGAAUUUUUCAGAAUUCAAUACUGUUCUAUCGAAAGUCGAAGCUAUACUGAAUUCGAGACCAAUUUCCUACCGUAAUGUGAACCAAGAUUUAGAGCCGUUGACCCCAGGUCAUUUUUUAGUAGGUGGUUCGUUGCUUGAAACUCCUAUUUCUGACGAUCAUUCGAUCAAAUUAAAUUCUCGUUUUCGGUUAUGGAGAAAUAUUGUGGAUUCGUUUUGGCAAUCUUGGCGUCAUGAUUACCUAAAUCAACUUCAAACUAGAUUUAAAUGGAAGGAAAAAUUUCCUAAUUUGAAGGUCGAUGAUGUAGUUUUAGUAAAUUCGCCUAAUGAGCGUUCGAUGUAUUGGCCUUUAGGACGAAUUAUUGAAGUUUUUCCAGAUAAAGAAGGCGUUGUACGUAAUGUGAUGGUUAAGACAAAGGAUGGUAUCUUUAAAAGAGCUGUUCAAAAAUUAGUACUUUUACCAGUCAAUGACUGAAAUUUUCGUUUUGAUGUUUUAAUUUGAUAAUUACUUCGAUGUAAUUAGUUUAUAUGUACUUAUUUGUUCAUGAUAUUUUUCUUAAAUUAUUGUGACAAUUUUGUAUACUUCCUAGUACUAAUUUAAUUUUCUCGGAUUUGUCAAUUUUUUUUCUCUCUCGAUUUUGUCAAUUUAUUGCACUGAUUUGUAAUCAUUUUCUCGAUUUUGUAAUAACUUGUAUACUCGAUUUUGUAAUUUUUAUUUUUUAUUUUUUAUUUUUUUACUGUAUUUUCUUCAUGGACCAAAUUUGGCCUCCUUCGUUUUCGUUCGGUUGUAUCCGAUCUUAGCGCAGGUACUUUACCUAUUUGUGCUCUGCAUCGAUGUUUUUACGUCAUUCGUUGUAUCUAUGUACCUGUUUGUGCAUAAUUGUGCUUAUUAUGUUCAAGUACGAUCGAAUUAUACUGUUUGAUCGUUUCUGUGUUCGUUUUUUAUUCGUACAAUUUUUUAUCGUGUAUAUUCACGAAACACUCAUAUUCUGUAAAAUUUUCAUAAUUUUCAGAACAAAUGGUUGGAUAGUUUAAAAGAGAGGGCCGUUUGUUUUGCCGCCACCGAAAAAAGGUUAUUUCUGAAAUAGCGUUAAUUUCACCGCCAGGGUAUACCUACAAUACUAAUACGUAAUACGUAUCCAUCUGUUCAUAUGUCCAUGAAAUGAAAUAGCCCAGGCAAAAUACAAUUUGACCCAAACGUAAUUGCGCGAUCAAAGAUUUUUUUGGUGAGUAUUGUCUAGGGUGGUGUGCUGAACAACAUACUAAAAGUCCCCGCCCCUACCCCACGAGCUAAUUCUCCCACAAUGGAUCAAAGUCCCCCGAAAUCAAUUUUUCGUCAAAAACUCCAUGAAAUAUUAAAUUUUGAGUGAAAUGAGCUUAGUGAUCAUUUCAUUCCCUCUAAAAUAUCUAUCAAAUGAGCAAUCGACCAACUCCCUAUCCCAAGGGGGUGGCGCUACGACCCCGCAAUGUGAUGUGAUUUUAAUAACUUUACAUUUUAUGACUUUGGAAGUUCGGACUUUGAACCUAUUCUAAUUGAUCAAAUGAAGUCAAACUUGGGGAAUGGGAUUCUUUUGGGAGCUAGAGUUGACACAAUGGGUUUCCACUUUAUAUUCUGCCUUAAAUGGGGUGGGGAUGACCUAGGAAGUUGAGAUUUGGAUAUGUUGAUUCGAUUAGUGAAUAUCUUGAGGCGAUUGCCCAUAGCUUGUACUCGUGAAUUUGAAUCAUUUUCCAAUUACCUAUACCUAUGUAGUUAUAAUUUAAUAAUUUUCAUUCUAAUAAAAUAUACUUAAUUUCAUUUUUUAUCUGAAUUACGCAAUCUUUCACCAUGGCGGCAAAAUAAACGCUAUUUCAGAAAUGAACUUUUUCUGGAUGUACCUAGGUACGAGCCUUUUAAAAGGGCAUUCAGGUAUAAUUUUAAAUUACUUCCUUCAGACUGAGACCAAUAGUGUGCCACGCACACUGAAAAUAGUUAUGUAUUGGUGUAUUCUACUUAUAAGCAAAGCCUCAAUACGAUUUUCAAACUCAAGUUUUUUUUUUUCAGAUUUGAAGAGUGAUUGUAAAGCAUUACAUAUUAACCAAUACAAUUCCAGCCAUUUUUUUCCACUUUCUAAAAAUAACGGAGGAGAAAUAACAUUGGUCUUUUACGUGAAAUGCAGCUAUGACGCUCACAUAUUCCUUUCGCCAACGCCAAACUUUCCAACAUCAAAGGAACAAGACAAGGUGUACGAAAUAGUUUUGGGUGGUCACUUUAAUUCGUGGUCAGCAAUCCGAAAGAAACCAGAAUCUAAAUACCUCCUGCAAAUUAAUGAGGCAACUGUUUCACUGGAUGAAUGGCGUGAAUUUUGGAUCCGUGUAUCUUCGAAUGGAAUCAUUCAAGUAGGAAAGAGUAAAGAAAAUAACGCGUUCAUGCUUUGGAACGAUCCGGAUCCGUAUACAAUCAACUAUUACAGCUUUUCCAGUGGGAGUAAUACCGACGUAUAUUUGUUCCAUCAAUGCUUCAAUCAAAUAACUUUGAAAAGUAAUUGCAAGGCAUUACAUACUGAAUCAUACGGUUACAAUGAUUUUUUUCCAAUAUCUAAAAGUAACGGAGGAGACGUAAUGUUGAUAUUUUACGUGAAAUGCAAACGAGAUGCUUUCAUAUUGCUUUCGCCAACGCCAAACUUGCCAAUAUCAAAGGAACAAGAAAGGGUGUACGAGAUAGUUUUGGGUGGUGGCACUAAUACAUAUUCAACAAUCCGAAAGAAACGAGGAGGUCCAAAUAUCCCGGAAAAUUUUGAGGCCAAUUUUGUUUCACCGGAUGAAUGGCGUGAAUUUCGGAUCAGUGUAUCUUCGGAUGGAAUCAUUCAAGUAGGAAGGAGUAGAGGAAAUAACGUUUUCCUAUAUUGGAAAGAUCCGGAUCCGUAUACAAUCAAUUAUUACAGCUUUUCCAGUUGGGAUAAUUCCGAAGCAAAUUGGUUCCAUCAAUGCACAAAUCAAACUG
Planococcus citri (citrus mealybug) is the source of this 8249-nucleotide messenger RNA. RefSeq lists its product as uncharacterized. Lineage: Eukaryota; Metazoa; Arthropoda; Insecta; Hemiptera; Pseudococcidae. The transcript is spliced from 2 exons. The record is from RefSeq and is a predicted model, not a curated record. Bases 409 to 4401 code for a protein of 1330 amino acids.